Neohortaea acidophila is the source of this 1905-nucleotide messenger RNA. Its product is annotated as DNA repair metallo-beta-lactamase-domain-containing protein. Gene Ontology annotation, biological process: double-strand break repair via nonhomologous end joining; protection from non-homologous end joining at telomere; interstrand cross-link repair. Gene Ontology annotation, molecular function: damaged DNA binding; 5'-3' DNA exonuclease activity. NCBI's taxonomy places the organism in Eukaryota, Fungi, Ascomycota, Dothideomycetes, Mycosphaerellales, Teratosphaeriaceae. Bases 1 to 1905 code for a protein of 634 amino acids. The record is from RefSeq and is a predicted model, not a curated record. The transcript is spliced from 2 exons.
AUGGAUGACUUUGACGAGGAUCUCUUUGAGGAAGGCGACGAAUACCUCGAACGGAGGUAUAUGGAGGAGCAGGCUUUGCUUGAAGCAGAUGAUAAUGAAGGAGACGACGGUGCCUUCCGACCCGCAGACGCAUCCUUCGCCAACGUCAGCGACCAGGCGGGAUCUUCAGACAACGGACCAGCUUGUCCGAUCUGCAGUAUCAGCUUAAAAGGGAUCAACGAGCAAGAUGCCGGCGUGCACGUCAACAAUUGCCUCGAUGGAAAUCCUACUCCCCUGCCCGAGCCAAAAAUCCCACAACCACCACCUCCAGUUGAGGCUACCACGAAACCGGAGGCUGGCAUUGCCCACCCAAAUCAGUUUCGAAAACCGAAUCGCGCACCAAAGCCUGGUCAAGCGAGUCCCUUUACCUUUGGCCAGCAAGCGGGCAGCGGCGGAUCAGCGUUUAACAAACUCAUGUCCGGCCAUGCCGAAGAUGCCGCGUGGGCAGAGGCCGCCGCCUCCGAACACGCAUCUCGGGGAAAGCCUUCUUACCAGCGUACCUGCCCUUUCUACAAGAUCUUGCCGGGACUGUUCAUCUGCGUGGACGCUUUCAGAUAUGGGGCCGUGGAGGGAUGUCAGGCCUACUUCCUGAGCCAUUUUCACAGCGAUCAUUAUGUCGGUUUGACGAGUAGCUGGAGCCACGGGCCAAUCUACUGCUCCAAAGUCACGGCAAAUCUUGUCAGACAACAGCUGAGGGUGGACCCCAAGUACGUUGUGGGUUUGGAGUUUGAGCAGACGGUCGACGUGCCUGGCACCAAAGGGGUUAAGAUGACGAUGAUCUCUGCCAAUCACUGUCCGGGAAGCUCGUUGUUUCUCUUCGAAAAGGUGGUUGGCAAGAAGACGAACGGUGAGCCCAGACUUCAGCGCAUCUUACACUGCGGUGACUUCCGAGCGUGUCGAAUGCACGUUCAGCAUCCCCUGUUGAUCCCUGAUGUCCAAGACCAACUCUCUGGCAAAAGUAAAGAGCAGAAGAUCGACGUCUGCUACCUCGACACCACCUAUCUGAACCCAAAAUACUCGUUUCCGAGUCAGGAGAAUGUCAUCAAGGCUUGCGCGGACAUGUGCGUCAGCUUAAGCAAGCACAGCGUCGACGAUAGCGACGGCUGGGAGCAGAUGAAAAAGCAACGCGCAGGUGAGGGCAUGGCCAAGUUCAUUCGCAAGGAAUCACAACCAGAGAUCAAGCAAGAGCCCGCAGACGAAGGCGAGAUGGAGGACUUGAAACUUGGCAAGAAUCCCCACGGCCGCGGCAGACUGCUCGUCAUAGUCGGCACCUAUAGCAUAGGUAAAGAGCGCAUCUGUCUGGGCAUCGCCAGAGCACUGAACUCGAAGAUCUACGCUCCGCCCACGAAACAACGCAUCGUCGCCGCACUUGAGGACCCCGAGCUGGACGCCCUCAUGACCAGUGAUCCACGCGCCGCGCAGGUGCACAUGACUCCCCUCUUCGAAAUCCGCGCCGACACUCUCGACGACUACUUGAAAGACUACUUCCCACACUUUACGCGCGCCGUCGGUUUCCGCCCCAGCGGCUGGAACUACCGACCCCCGACGUCGCGCUUCACGGACUCACCCACAGUGCAGACGGUGCUGCACAGCGAGAACUGGAAGAGCGGCUUCAGCAUGCGCGACCUUGUACCGCAGCGGGGCUCGACGAGUCGCGCGUCGUGCUUCGGCGUGCCGUAUUCGGAGCACAGCUCUUUCCGCGAAUUGACGAUGUUUUGCUGCGCGCUGCGGAUUGAGAAGAUCAUUCCGACGGUCAACGUGGGGAGCAAGAAGGGUCGGGAGCGGAUGAAGUGGUGGUGUGAGAGGUGGUUGGCGGAGAGGCGGAAGAAUGGGCUGUAUAAAUUGCCCGAGGAUGGGAGCUGGUGA